AGUGACUUCUGGCUCACUGCUCACCACCCGCAGGACAGUGGGCCAGGGUGGCGCCCUCUCUGUCUCCGUUUCCUCGUGGGGGCUCAGGGCCCCUCCCAGGCAUAGCGCCGUGCCCACGCAGCGCGGGCAUUUGCGGGCGAUGGGGUGUGUGUCUGGGUGUGUGGGUUGUAUGCACACACGCUCAUGUCCUCUCUUGCCUGUUCUCCCCAGGGCUGAGUUUCCCGACCCCGUGAUGCCCGGCCCCGCAGGACCUGAGCUCCAAGGCGCCAGGUCCCGGACCGCCAUGCCGCUGCCACCUCUGAGCCUGCGCGUAUUCGCCAUGCUGCUGCUCCUGCUCCUGGGUGGUGCUCAGGCUGCCGUGGGCUCGCCCAGGGCAGGCCGGGGCCUUCAGCCCGCCUUCCGCACCUUUACAGCCAGCGACUGGGGCCUCACCCACUUGGUGGUCCAUGAGCAGACUGGCGAGGUGUACGUGGGCGCCGUGAACCGCAUCUACAAGCUGUCGGGGAACCUGACACUGCUGCGGGCCCACGUGACGGGCCCUGUGGAGGACAAUGAAAAGUGCUACCCACCCCCCAGCGUGCAGUCGUGCCCACAUGGCCUGGGCAGCACAGACAAUGUCAACAAGCUACUACUCCUGGACUACGCUGCCAACCGCCUGCUGGCCUGCGGCAGCGCCUCCCAGGGCAUCUGCCAGUUCCUGCGGCUUGACGACCUCUUCAAGCUGGGCGAGCCGCACCAUCGCAAGGAGCACUACCUGUCGAGUGUGCGCGAAGCUGGCAGCAUGGCGGGCGUGCUCAUCGCUGGGCCGCCAGGCCAGGGCCAGGCCAAGCUCUUCGUGGGCACGCCCAUCGAUGGCAAAUCUGAGUACUUCCCCACGCUCUCCAGCCGCCGGCUCAUGGCCAACGAGGAGGAUGCGGACAUGUUUGGCUUUGUGUACCAGGACGAGUUCGUGUCCUCACAGCUGAAGAUCCCGUCAGACACACUGUCCAAGUUUCCAGCCUUCGACAUCUACUACGUAUACAGCUUCCGCAGUGAGCAGUUUGUCUACUACCUCACCCUGCAGCUGGACACACAGCUGACCUCGCCCGAUGCUGCGGGCGAGCACUUCUUCACCUCCAAGAUUGUGCGGCUGUGCGUGGACGACCCCAAGUUCUACUCGUACGUGGAGUUCCCCAUUGGCUGUGAGCAGGCUGGUGUGGAGUAUCGCCUGGUGCAGGAUGCCUACCUGAGCCGGCCCGGCCAAACCCUGGCCCGCCAGCUGGGCCUGGCGGAGGAUGAGGAUGUGUUGUUCACCGUGUUCGCCCAGGGCCAGAAGAACCGCGUGAAGCCGCCCAAGGAGUCGGCGCUGUGCUUGUUCACGCUCAGAGCCAUCAAGGAGAAGAUCAAGGAGCGCAUCCAGUCCUGCUACCGCGGCGAGGGCAAGCUCUCGCUGCCCUGGCUGCUCAACAAGGAGCUGGGCUGUAUCAACUCGCCCCUGCAGAUCGAUGAUGACUUCUGUGGACAGGACUUCAACCAGCCGCUGGGGGGCACGGUCACCAUCGAGGGCACACCCCUAUUUGUGGACAAGGACGACGGCCUGACUGCCGUGGCUGCCUACGACUACCGGGGCCGCACUGUGGUGUUCGCCGGCACGCGCAGUGGCCGCAUCCGCAAGAUCCUGGUGGACCUUGCCAGCCCUGGUGGCCGCAUGGCCCUGCCGUAUGAAAGUGUGGUAGCCCAAGAGGGCAGCCCCAUCCUGCGUGACCUGGUCCUCAGCCCCAACCGCCAGUACCUCUAUGCCAUGACGGAGAAGCAGGUGACGCGGGUGCCGGUGGAGAGCUGCGUGCAGUAUACGUCAUGCGAGCUGUGCCUCGGGUCCCGGGACCCCCAUUGUGGCUGGUGUGUCCUGCAUAGCAUCUGUUCGAGGCAGGAUGCAUGUGAGCGGGCGGACGAGCCCCAGCGCUUUGCCUCCGACCUGCUGCAGUGCGUACAGCUGACCGUACAGCCGCACAACGUGUCGGUCACCAUGUCCCAAGUGCCGCUCGUGCUGCAGGCCUGGAACGUGCCUGACCUCUCUGCUGGCGUCAACUGCUCCUUUGAGGAUUUCACGGAGUCUGAGGGCGUCCUGGAGGAUGGCCGCAUCCACUGCCGCUCGCCCUCCUCGUGGGAGGUGGCGCCCAUCACGCGGGGCCAGGGGGACCAGCGGGUGGUGAAGUUGUACCUGAAGUCCAAGGAGACCGGGAAGAAGUUUGCAUCUGUGGACUUUGUCUUCUACAAUUGCAGCGUCCACCAGUCCUGCCUGUCCUGUGUCAACGGCUCCUUCCCCUGCCACUGGUGCAAGUACCGCCACGUGUGCACGCACAACGCUGCCGACUGCGCCUUUCUGGAGGGCCGUGUCAACGUGUCCGAGGACUGCCCCCAGAUCCUGCCCUCCACCCAGAUCUACGUGCCAGUGGGCGUGGUGAAGCCCAUCGCCCUGGCUGCCCGGAACCUGCCGCAGCCGCAGUCGGGCCAGCGUGGGUACGAGUGCCUUUUCCACAUCCCAGGCAGCCCUGCCCGCGUCACUGCCCUGCGCUUCAACAGCUCCAGCCUGCAGUGCCAGAACUCCUCGUACUCCUAUGAGGGCAAUGACAUCAGUGACCUGCCUGUGAACCUGUCGGUCGUGUGGAACGGCAACUUUGUCAUUGACAACCCCCAGAACAUCCAGGCCCACCUCUACAAGUGCCCUGCGCAGCGGGAGAGCUGUGGCCUCUGCCUCAAAGCCGACCCACGCUUUGAGUGUGGCUGGUGUGUAGCCGAGCGCCGCUGCUCCCUGCGCCACCAUUGCCCGUACGAUGCACCUGCCGCCUGGAUGCAUGCCCGCCAUGGCAGCAGCCGCUGCACAGACCCCAAGAUCCUCAAGCUGUCACCGGAGACGGGCCCCCGACAGGGAGGGACGCGGCUCACCAUCACCGGCGAGAACCUGGGCCUGCGGUUCGAGGAUGUGCGGCUGGGUGUGCGUGUGGGCAAGGUGCUCUGCAGCCCUGUCGAGAGCGAGUACAUCAGCGCCGAGCAGAUCGUCUGCGAGAUCGGGGACGCCAGCUCUGUGCGGGCUCAUGAUGCCCUGGUGGAGGUGUGUGUGCGCGACUGCUCGCCCCACUACCGGGCCCUGUCGCCCAAGCGCUUCACCUUCGUGACACCAACCUUCUACCGCGUGAGUCCCUCCCGUGGGCCUCUGUCCGGGGGCACCUGGAUUGGCAUCGAGGGGAGCCACCUGAACGCGGGCAGUGAUGUGGCUGUGUCCAUCGGUGGCCGGCCCUGCUCCUUCUCCUGGAGGAACUCCCGGGAGAUCCGGUGCCUGACGCCCCCUGGGCAGAGCCCGGGCAGUGCCCCUAUCCUCAUUAACAUCAACCGCGCCCAGCUCGCCAACCCUGACGUGAAAUACAACUACACGGAGGACCCCACCAUCCUCAAGAUCGAGCCAGAGUGGAGCAUCAACAGCGGUGGGACCCUCCUCACCGUCACGGGCACCAAUCUGGCCACUGUCCGCGAGCCCCGAAUCCGAGCCAAGUAUGGAGGUGUCGAGCGAGAAAAUAGCUGCAUGGUGUACAACGACACCACUAUGGUGUGCCGGGCGCCGUCUGUGGACAAUCCUACGCGCACGCCGCCAGAGCUGGGGGAGCGGCCGGACGAGCUGGGCUUCAUCAUGGACAACGUGCGUGCCCUGCUGGUGCUCAACUCCUCCUCCUUCGUCUACUACCCCGACCCCGUGCUGGAGCCGCUCAGCCCCACUGGCCUCCUGGAGCUCAAGCCCAGUUCCCCGCUCAUCCUCAAGGGCCGGAACCUCCUGCCACCUGCGCCCGGCAACUCUAGGCUCAACUACACGGUGCUCAUCGGCUCCACGCCGUGCAUCCUCACUGUAUCGGAGACGCAGCUGCUGUGCGAGUCACCCAACCUCACGGGGCAGCACAAGGUCACGGUGCGUGCAGGUGGCUUUGAGUUCUCACCGGGCGUGCUGCAAGUGUACUCGGACAGCCUGCUGACGCUGCCCGCCAUCGUGGGCAUCGGUGGGGGCGGGGGCCUGCUGCUGCUGGUCAUCGUGGCCGUGCUCAUCGCCUACAAGCGCAAGUCCCGUGACGCUGACCGCACCCUCAAGCGGCUGCAGCUCCAGAUGGACAACCUGGAGUCCCGUGUGGCCCUCGAGUGCAAGGAAGCCUUUGCAGAGCUGCAGACGGACAUCCACGAGCUGACCAAUGAUCUGGACGGUGCGGGCAUCCCGUUCCUUGACUACCGCACCUAUGCCAUGCGGGUGCUCUUCCCCGGGAUCGAGGACCACCCUGUGCUCAAGGAGAUGGAGGUGCAGGCCAACGUGGAGAAGUCACUGACGCUGUUCGGGCAGCUGCUGACCAAGAAGCACUUCCUGCUCACCUUCAUCCGCACACUGGAGGCCCAGCGCAGCUUCUCCAUGCGGGACCGUGGCAACGUGGCCUCGCUCAUCAUGACGGCUCUGCAGGGUGAGAUGGAGUACGCCACAGGUGUGCUCAAGCAGCUGCUGUCCGACCUCAUUGAGAAGAACCUCGAGAGCAAGAACCACCCCAAGCUGCUGCUGCGCCGCACUGAGUCAGUGGCCGAGAAGAUGCUGACCAACUGGUUCACCUUCCUCCUGUACAAGUUCCUUAAGGAGUGCGCGGGGGAGCCGCUCUUCAUGCUGUACUGCGCCAUCAAGCAGCAGAUGGAGAAGGGCCCCAUCGACGCCAUCACAGGCGAGGCGCGCUACUCCCUGAGCGAGGACAAGCUCAUCCGGCAGCAGAUCGACUACAAGACGCUGACCCUGAACUGCGUGAACCCCGAGAAUGAGAACGCGCCUGAGGUGCCGGUGAAGGGGCUGAACUGUGACACCGUGACACAGGUCAAGGAGAAGCUGCUGGAUGCUGUGUACAAGGGGGUGCCCUACUCCCAGCGGCCCAAGGCUGGGGACAUGGACCUCGAGUGGCGCCAGGGCCGCAUGGCGCGCAUCAUCCUGCAGGACGAGGACGUCACUACCAAGAUUGAUAACGACUGGAAGAGGCUGAACACGCUGGCCCACUACCAGGUGACAGAUGGGUCAUCAGUGGCACUGGUGCCCAAGCAAACGUCUGCCUACAACAUUUCCAACUCCUCCACCUUCACCAAGUCCCUCAGCAGAUACGGUCCGGGUCCCACAGAGAGCAUGCUGCGUACGGCCAGCAGCCCUGACAGCUUGCGCUCACGCACGCCCAUGAUCACACCCGACCUGGAGAGCGGCACCAAGCUGUGGCACUUGGUGAAGAACCAUGACCACCUGGACCAGCGUGAGGGGGACCGAGGCAGCAAGAUGGUCUCGGAGAUCUACCUGACCCGGCUGCUGGCCACCAAGGGCACACUGCAGAAGUUUGUGGAUGACCUGUUUGAGACCAUCUUCAGCACAGCACACCGAGGCUCAGCCCUGCCACUGGCCAUCAAGUACAUGUUUGACUUCCUGGAUGAGCAGGCAGACAAGCACCAGAUCCAUGAUGCUGAUGUGCGCCACACCUGGAAGAGCAACUGCCUGCCCCUGCGCUUCUGGGUGAACGUGAUCAAGAACCCGCAGUUCGUGUUCGACAUCCACAAGAACAGCAUCACAGAUGCCUGCCUGUCCGUGGUGGCCCAGACGUUCAUGGACUCCUGCUCCACAUCGGAGCACAAGCUGGGCAAGGACUCGCCCUCCAACAAGCUGCUCUAUGCCAAGGACAUCCCCAACUACAAGAGCUGGGUGGAGAGGUACUAUGCCGACAUCGCCAAGAUGCCCGCGAUCAGUGACCAGGACAUGAGCGCCUACCUGGCCGAGCAGUCACGGCUGCAUCUGAGCCAGUUCAACAGCAUGAGCGCCCUGCAUGAGAUCUACUCCUAUAUCACCAAGUACAAGGAUGAGAUCUUGGGGGCUCUGGAGAAGGACGAGCAGGCAAGGCGGCAGCGGCUGCGCAGCAAACUGGAGCAGGUAGUGGACACGAUGGCCCUGAGCAGCUGAGCCCCAGCCAGUGACCGCCCAGCAGGAGGCAAAGCCAGAGGGCUGCAGAAUGGGGACCCCUGGAAACAGCUGCGCCCACCGUGCGGAGAACUAGGAGGUGCUCGGGGCUGCACACGGCCAUCAUCCUCCCGGCCUCCCUUCCUGGGCCCUCACGGCAUGGCCAGGCGUUUAUCAGUGUGGGUAUGAUGGCACCUGCUUGGCCACCUCUGCCCAGGGACCUUUGCUGCCUGCGAGAGCUGCCGGGGGCCUUCACAGGAGUGGAAGGGGCCUCCACAGGGUGAGGCCAGGGCCAGAGCCCCCCCAUGAGGGGCAGGAGCCUGCCUGUCUCUCGGAGGCAGGGCGCAGGGCUGGGGUCAGUGGUCCCGUCCUCCUCGGCGGCUGCCAGCGGACCAAGUCUGAGGAUCGGGGCCCAGCUGGCAGCUGGUGGGAGGGGCACGCCUGGGGUCGGUGAGAUGAGCCAAAGCCAUCUUGCCUUCCAUGUCCAGCACCCUACACUUGCUGCCCCCUCACCAUCCUCAGAUUCACCGCGUGCUCUGCGCGGCCAAGGCCGGAGCGCCACGUCUACCUGCCUGGGAGGCUCUGUCCCCUCCUAUGGAGGGAACGCCCAUGGCUCCGAGGGACUCGCGGACGGAUGGACAGACAGACCCCUCUGUCCUCAGGGCUGUGCCUCUGGGAGCCGCCGGGCCUGGGGCUCCAGCCACAGAGCGCAUGUUCCCGUUAUUUAUUCCCCUCUCCUCUUGCUCCUGCGCAGUGGCCUGAAGGUGGGCUGAGCCCCCCACCACGGAGCCCUUGCCUCUGCCCCUUCCCGCCAUGGCUUCCACUUGGGCCCUUCCUGAGCAGCAGGACACUGGGGACUUUGUUUUUAAAGGGAAACAGGAAAUCCCGCUGCUCUCUGCCUGGGUGGUGAGGGCAGAAUGCUUGGGCCCUGCUGGCCUGGACAGCUUGGGCUGCGACGACGGGCAGGGACUGAGGGCCUGGUGUCAGCUGCCACCCCCUUGUCCCAGCGGGCAAGAGAACAAGUUUUUAACGGAACCUUGUACAUAUAUAUGUAUGUGUGUGUAUAUAUAUAUGUGGCUCUGGCCUCAUCUCCAGCCCCAGUGGGGUACUGUACAGUUACAAAAGGAGAAGUCCGAAAAACAAUGUAGAAGAAAGCUCAGGUGGUGGGAGAGCAUUACCAGGUGGCAGGGAGAGAGUGGCUGGGUUUCUGGGGCCGGAGCCUCGCCCCAAAGCCUGGCCGCCUCCGCCCGGCACCCCACGCUUGCUGUGGACAAAGGAUUCGAGAGCCCCAACCUGCUGCCAGCCCCUGAGAGCUUCUGGGGUGCGUAGGGCCUGUGGAUUUGCAUGAUCGUGCUAGCGUUUAGUCUGAGUUGAUCUUUUUCAAACUGCAAGUGUUGAAUCUAGAGGUGGUUAGACCCUUUUUUACUGUUUUGUUUUUUUUUUUAAAUUAAUCAGUCACUUGUAUAAGCAUACAAGCAGCCCCCUUUUCGAAUUCACUUUUUCGAUGGUACUAAAGAUUCUAACGGACUUUAAGGGACAGCUAACUGUGGCCAGCCCCAGCCCCAGUGCGGAGGGCAGCACGCCCUGCACCUGUGGGCUGCCAGCCCUGGGGUUCCCUCAACCCCAGCCGUGUGAGCCAGUUGGGGCUCCUGGGAGGUCAGGUCAGGAGCCGUUCCCUGGUGAGGGGGUCGGUGUGUAGUUGGUGAACUUCUGACUCAGGGAGCUCUUCCACCCCAUGGGGCGCCGAGGGUUCUGGGCACCCCAUCUCAGCCGCCUCCAGCCCUGCCAGCCCCCCAAUGGCCAGAGCUGAGGCUGGCCGGGCUGGAGCUGUAGCCCUUACGUCCUCCAGGAUUCCUUCCCUUAUGUACCCUGUCCAUUCUCAUGCCGUCUGGCCGUGCCUCAGUUUCCCCUGAAGUCUUCCCUGGACACUGGCUUCAAGUGGAAGCCCACAGUUCUUCCAGUCCCGCCUGGGCCGUGUAGGCCCUUCAGCUCCCACACACCUCCAGUGCAGUCCCAGCCCUGCUCUUCCCCAGGCCUCCGGGCACUCGCGCCCCACUCAGUCCAGCUGGGCGGCCUCACCCACAUGGGCAGCAUCUGUGGGCAGCAGGAGGGUGCGGCCACCCAGCCCUGCCUGGCCUGACUUCUGUGGGGGGCCCUGGCCACGGCCAAGCUCGUGGCGUCUGCUCGCAAGCACUUUAGCAAAUCUGUUUACACACACGACGAUCCAGCUAAUUCUAAGCAUGCUGUGUCAGAGGAUAGCGGGUCUCCCUCGAGUGUCUGCGGAGCCCAUGCCGCCUGCCAGGUCCUGGGCUUAGGCCCUCAUUUCCUCUUGUCAGUAGUCCCCACGGUCCCCAAUGUGUAGCACCCUAGGGGCUGGACUAAACACCCCAUGGUCACCUCCUGCUGGCCCCUGCUGGGUGCUGCCAACUCCAGGGUGGCCUAGGGGCCGGGUUGGAGCCCAUCGUGUGCUGGGGGGUGAGAUGUCAGGAGCACCUCUGCUCCGCAGGCUGGCUUGGGCUCUGCUGGAAUUGCUACGCACCAUGGCCCUGCUUCUCCCAGCCGCUCCACCCCUCCUAACACUAGGCUCCCUUCCCUGACCCAGCCUCUGGGUUCGAGGCCGCCAGUACCUCCAGCUGGCCCUGCACCACCCAGCCACCUGCCUGUUCUCCCUUGGCCAGGGGGCCACAGUGGGUGGUGUGGGAGAGGGGCCUGGGUGCCCCCGGAUGCACAGCAUGAAGCGCCAGGGGUGGCCAGGACCCAGCCCUUGCCCCUGCGGUCCCCUUGCCAAGGGCCCUGCCCCUGUGUGUCCCUCCCAGCCCGGAUCUGAUAGCUCACUCGUUGGUGCUAUACAAGCUAGAAUAGAUAUAUUUAGAGAGAGAGAAAGAUAUUUUUAAGACAAAGCCCACAAUUAGCUGUCCUUUAAUGCCGCAGAGCCCCCACCCAAAAGAAGAACGGUCACUUGUACGGGCUGAGCCCCCAGCCCUCAGCGCUGUCUCUAGAAGCAGGGCCGCUGACUGGCGCUCCGCCCGCAGUUGUGUAAAUAUACGGCAAUUUCCUAUUUUACUGUUCUUCAGAUUUAGUACUUGUAAAUAAACACACACAUUAAGGAGAGAUUAAACAUUUUUGCUAAA
Messenger RNA from Chinchilla lanigera (long-tailed chinchilla), 9111 nucleotides. RefSeq names its product plexin A1 (gene Plxna1). The record is from RefSeq and is a predicted model, not a curated record. Lineage: Eukaryota; Metazoa; Chordata; Mammalia; Rodentia; Chinchillidae. The coding region runs from base 140 to 5983 and encodes 1947 amino acids. Gene Ontology annotation, molecular function: semaphorin receptor activity; protein binding. The transcript is spliced from 31 exons. Gene Ontology annotation, cellular component: semaphorin receptor complex. Gene Ontology annotation, biological process: regulation of cell shape; negative regulation of cell adhesion; semaphorin-plexin signaling pathway involved in axon guidance.